Messenger RNA from Eimeria necatrix, 412 nucleotides. RefSeq lists its product as hypothetical. Gene Ontology annotation, cellular component: chaperonin-containing T-complex. The transcript has 2 exons. The record is from RefSeq and is a predicted model, not a curated record. Gene Ontology annotation, molecular function: ATP binding; ATP-dependent protein folding chaperone. NCBI's taxonomy places the organism in Eukaryota, Apicomplexa, Conoidasida, Eucoccidiorida, Eimeriidae. The annotation marks the transcript as partial. Gene Ontology annotation, biological process: protein folding.
AUGCGCAGCAGCACUUCGCCCGCCCGCGUGGCGCUGCUCACCGCCGCGUUGGAGCCGCCGCGGCCGAAGGCGAAGCACCGCCUGGCGGUGCGGGACGCUGCGGGUUAUAAGGCGCUGCAGGCAGCGGAGCAGCGCUGCUUCCGCGAAAUGCUGCAGGGGUUGAAAGCAGCAGGAGCCAAUUUCCUGAUGUGUCAGUGGGGCUUCGACGACGAGGCGAACCACUUGCUGCUGGCGGAGCAGCUGCCAGCAGUGCGGUGGGUGGGGGGGGCGGAGUUGGAGCUGCUGGCGGUGGCCACUGGGGGCAGAAUAGUUCCCCGCAUUUCCGAACUCAGCAGCAGCAAACUCGGCACUGCAGCAGCAAUUAAGGAGGUCCCCGCAGGCACCAUGGGCGACAAGAUGAUCGUCGUCGAGG